This is a messenger RNA of Phycodurus eques (leafy seadragon), 6331 nucleotides long. RefSeq names its product phospholipid phosphatase 2b (gene plpp2b). The coding region runs from base 371 to 1225 and encodes 284 amino acids. Gene Ontology annotation, molecular function: phosphatidate phosphatase activity. Lineage: Eukaryota; Metazoa; Chordata; Actinopteri; Syngnathiformes; Syngnathidae. The record is from RefSeq and is a predicted model, not a curated record. The transcript has 6 exons. Gene Ontology annotation, biological process: signal transduction; phospholipid dephosphorylation; phospholipid metabolic process.
GUGCUCGCUCGGCUCCUUCUUUCUCACAACGGCUUGGACCCGAACAACGUUUGGAUGCUUCGUGUGGACUCUUUCGUAGACUAUUCCAGAACGCAAACGGGACCGUGUACUAUAUUUUAACGUCCUAUUUUUUUACGACAUCUUGCACAAUUUUUGACACAUACGAUCACUUGUAUUUGUGCACGCGCACAGGUAGACGCGGUACCCCGGAAGAAGAACCCGUAAUGCAGGUUGCAUUUUUUGUUGUUAUGUAGCAAAGCCUAGCAUAAUGGAGGUGUUUACGCGUACAGUUUGAGCUUGUUUUAUUUUUUUAUUAAUUUUUUUCAAUCUCCAUAAGCCAAAAGUGAAGUUGAAACGACGGCGAAGCAACAUGAAGAGCGUGAAAAAGAAGCUGUGCGUCCUUAUAGACGUGCUGUGCGUGCUCGUCGCGGCAUUGCCCUUCAUCAUCAUGACCAUCGUCUUCAAACCUUAUCAAAGGGGUGUGUACUGCGAUGACGAGACCAUCAAGUACCCGCUGAAAGCUGACACUAUCAGCCACAGCAUGCUGGCCGCCGUCACCAUCUCCUGCACCGUCGUCAUUAUCACAUCCGGAGAAGCGUAUCUGGUGUACAGCAAGAAAAUAUAUUCAAAUUCCGACUUCAACCAGUACGUGGCCGCCCUCUACAAGGUGGUGGGCACCUUCCUGUUCGGAGCCGCGGUCAGCCAGUCGCUAACUGACCUGGCCAAGUUCACCAUCGGCCGGCCCAGACCCAAUUUCAUGACCGUUUGUGCGCCCAAACAGUGCACGGGCUACGUGCAGGUGAUCAACUGCACGGGCAAUCCUCAGGACGUCACAGAAUCCAGGUUGUCCUUCUACUCGGGUCACUCGUCUUUUGGCAUGUACUGCAUGCUCUUCUUAGCGCUGUACGUUCAGGCCCGGCUGGUGGCCAAGUGGGCUCGGCUCCUGCGGCCCACCGUCCAGUUCUUCCUGGUGGCCUUCGCCGUCUACGUGGGCUACACGCGCGUCUCCGAUUACAAGCACCACUGGAGCGACGUGCUGGUGGGGCUGCUGCAGGGGGCGCUCGUUGCCAUGCUAAACGUCCGUUUCGUGUCCGACUUCUUCAAGAAGCGUCCCCCUCGGCGCGCCAAGCCCGAGCACGGCGAGAGCGAGGAGCCGGAGAGGAAGCCCAGCCUUCAGUUCGUCGACUCGGAGCACGGCAACCAUUACAACUGUCACCCGGUGUGAGCGACCGCCAACAAGACGGUAGACCCCCGAAUAAGUGCUUUAGUCAGGCGUGUGCUGUCCCCCCCCCCCAUCUCCCAUCUGCUUUUCACUACCACUAGACUGACCGAGGGGGUUCCGCUUCUUAAAAAUACCUCCUUGUCCUCUUGGAGGCAGCAUAUGAACACACCGCGUGUUCAUGUUGAAGGCAAAGACUCUGAGAUGAUGUGUGAGCUCAACGACAGCGCAUCAAGACCUGACAACAAGCAUCACGAGCUCAUUCGUUCACCUGUUCUCAUUUCUGCUUUUCGUACUGACGUCGCUUUGUGUGAUCGUCUGUGUGGAUUCUAUUCAGCACACGCUAUUGCACGUGUGUUCAUCCUCAGACACAUCAUUAGGCACACCGCGCAAUACCAAACGAGACAAAUUCUGCCUUUUCACAGAAAGUAAUGCAAAUGUAGUAUUAUGAUGAUAAAAACUAAGGCGACAAAUCUUAAAAUGAACUUUUAAAGGCAGCCCGUGGAGCGAAGCCAGAAGAGGAGCUAAUGCUCCCUCUUUCAUGUUCCAGUUAGGUGAGUGGCAGCAUUUUGAACAAAAAUUACAAAAAAAGUUGAAAAUUAUUGAACUAUUACAAGAGAAAAUUUUUGUCAUUUUUAUGAGAACAAAGUCAUAAUUUUGCAAGACAAAUGAUGCAAGAUUAUGGAGAUUAAAGUCACAAAAUUGCUAAACAUUCUUGAUAUUUCAGAAAAAUGUGAUAUUGCAACGAAAAGGUUGUAAUAUAUUUAACAUUUAAACUUUUCUCUUCAAAAAAUUUUAUUUUAUGAGAAUGAAUUAAAAGAAAAUUUGCUUUCAAAAGGGUCAAAAUUUCAGGACGAGAGAAAAGUUAAAACUCCUACCUUUUCAAAAACUAAGUUGAAAUUUGUUUGAAAAAAAGUUUUAAUACUAUACAAGAAAAAGGUUGCAAUUUGACAAAAAUACAUUUCUACUUUUAUGAUUAAAAAAAACCAUGAAAAACAAUUUAAUAAGAAAGUAAUUUUGCUAAAGAAGAGAAUAGGUGUAAUUUUGCUUAAAAUUUGUUUCAAAACAACUAUUUUUUUAAUUACUAGGUUGUUUUUUUUGGGGGGGGGAAUUUGCAAGAAAAGAAUUAUGCAAUACAAAUUUGCCAUUUCGCAAGAAUAUAAUUGUAAUUUCUAUGAACCAAUAAAGUAUACAAUAAAUGAGUCAUUUGACCAGAAAAAAAAUUCCCCUUGAGAGUAUAAUUUAAAAAAAUAAAUAAUAAAAAACAGAAAACUACUACUAAUAAAAACAAAACAAAAAAAAAAAAAACUCUGCUGGUUACCUCCAAGUAGAGAACUCCAUUUUGUGUCAAAAGACAUUUAAUCAACAAUCCAUUCCACACCAUUCUUGAUGCACGAUUGAUUCGAUUUGAGCCAUUUCUUAUUAUAUAGCCCCUUUGAUUGCAUUAUUACAAUUUUAACGGCAGAUUUGUCCAUACAGCUCUAUCAGUAGUUUUUGUGUGUGUGUGCGUGUGUGCUUGCGUGCAUGCGUGGGCAGUUGUAUGCAUUUGUGCAUUGUGUUAAGUUAGUGCGGUUGACCAUCUUUUUCUAUUUAGUGGCUGUUGGUGUCAAGUGAGUGAGAAUGGACUGCAAUGUGGAUUUGUAAAGCUCUGUUCGUAUACCACUACCAUGUUGCCCAAUUUUUAAUAAUCAUGUUGUAUUCAAUUGUAAACAAAGAAGGAAGGAAACACUUUUUUUUUUUUUACAGAAAAACUCUGUUAAUUUAUUGUAAAUAUAAUGUUGUUUUUCUAUUUUUAUUGUGCAAUCACCCUGCUUGCCACUUUGAGCUGCACAUGCUCUAGCUUAAGAAUGCUGCGAAGGAUGCGUCUCUUUAUAUACAAUGCAUUCUUAUUCUUUUAUAUUUUUGUUCUUGUUGUUAAAUAAUUGUGUGCGUGUGUAGUUGAGGAGUGGGUGAUCUUUUGUGCUCAAGGGGCCCUAUUUGAUUUUGAAAACGGACAGAUGAAAAAGGUCAUUUAUAGAUGAGUUAAAAUAAAAAUGGUAAAAUGUGUACAAUAUAUACCCUACUGUUCAAAAGUUUGGGUACAUUUAGAAUUUUUUUUGUUUUUUUUUGUUUUUGUUUUUGGAAAGACAAGCACUACUCUACAUACAGUGGUGCCUUGACUUAUGGGCUUAAGUCUUUCCAUGACCACAUUCUUUCCCUAUUGAAAUGAAAAUACAAUUAAUUUGUUCCAGCACCCACAAAACACAUUUUUUAAGGUGUAUAAUGUGUUAACAGUUAACACAAUUAAAUAGAAUGUAGAGAAUUAAACAGUUUGUGCAUCAUGAUAUUUCAAUUUAAUUUCGAUUGUGCUGCUCAAUCUGGUGUGUGGGCCUUGGCCACCAGGGGGCAGUAUAAUACAUACAGACAUACUACAUGUUGAUUUUAUGAUGAAACCGAAGAAGACUCACAAAUAAGCAGAGGUGGGUUGAGGAGCCAAAUACUGUACUCAAGUAAGAGUGGUGUUACUUUAGAAUGAUAUGACUCAAGUAAUAGUAAAAGGUAGUCCUCCAAAUAUUUACUUGAGUAAGAGUGAAAAAGUACUCAGUGAAAAAACUACAGCAGUAACUCAUGAGUGACUUUUAAUAUUUAAAUAAAUAAAUAAUAAAAAUCUGAGCAUGAUUGUCAAAUAAAAUAAAAAAAUAAUAUGUGGGAGUCCACACACACUGUCCAAAAACCAAGAACAUGCAUUGGGCCCUACAGAAAUAUUAUUUGCUUUAUUCACUUAAAAGACUAAAUGAAGAAGCCGUUUGUUGACCAGACUGUGUGUGUGUGUGUGUGCGCGCGCGCGUGUGUGAGAGAGAGAGCAAGAAUGCGAGAGAAACAAACAAACAAACAUCUGUAACUUACUGCAAGGUGUUUUCUCAAAUUAGAAGUGGGUCGAAAUGUCCAAGUUUGGCCAGUCAUAAUUUAAGACUAUGCUGCAUGACAAACCUGUUGUUUUUCUGAGUCUGUAAACAUUUUCUUCCUCCCAAAAUGAGUCACUUUGAUUGGCCCACGAAGGGUUUGUGUCCGCUCAUGUGAUGCCUUGUGCCAUCUGACUGGUGCAUUGGAGUCAAAUGACACUAGUGAUCACGCUAUAAUGCAUAAGUGCAAGUAGCAAGCGGCAUGUCGAUCAUUGUAAUGGAGUAAACGUAUCGUUUCUUCUUCACAUAAAUACACAAGUAAAAGUAAAAACGAACUACUCUUAAAAGUACAAUUUAUCCAAAAUGUUACUUGAGGAAAUGUAACAGAGUAAAUGUAGCGCGUUACUACCCAUCUCUGCAAAUGAGCUGCAAUAAAUGUAUUUAUGUAGAAAGAAUAUGUCUGUCUGCAUGUGUUGCCAUCCCUUGUGUUCAAAUCGAAGUCGUAUAAAGGUUUAUAAUAAUUGCAAUGUUAAUGCUAGUUUCGUUAGCCCAUCUACAGCGUUGUGUGUUAGCAUUAAGCUAGCUGCCUUGUGGAAGCGUUCAUGUCCUUUGGUUAAAUACACAAUGUGUAAUUCUCCUUGGUUUAUGUUUAGUUUUAAAUUGAACUUCAAUUGGGAUUGGCAAUAAACCGCUUGAAGCAAGCACUUUCUGCAAAAGGGCUGCUUGUGAAGUUAACAGUAACCAGACAAAAUAUCGGCAGCGCAACGGCUCCUUAUCUGGCAAAAUUAACUCACUCGUAAGUAUUGGUACCACUGUAUAGAUAUAGGUUUGUACUUAGGAAUGCAGUUAUUUGAAAGAAAAGCACUGUUUUUGGAAGAUUAGGUUCAUCCAUUAUCCAUGGUCUAUUCUGCUCAGUCGUAGACAUUAAAUUAAUCAGAAACACAGUCUAAACAUUGUUAAUAUGGUAAAACAACAAAAACAGUGGUUUUCCUUCCAAAGCAGCGAUAUUUCUACGUGACCUUUAAACUUUGUGUAAUGGUGUGUUUUUAUCUGUACAGUAGUGUUUGUAAAAUUGUGUAUUUUGAUAAUGCAAUAAUAAUUCAUUGUCAUGUUUUAAUUUUAGAGUGACCCCCCCCCCCCCCCCCCCCGACAUUUCUGAUGGAUAGGGAAUGAACCCUGUUGCUAGUAACGAAAAUCUGCAAUUGACGCCCCCAAAAAGGUUUGUAAUUGCCUGUAGAUGCCACAAGAUGGCGGCAAAGCACAUUUUCCAUUAGACAAGGCUAUAUGGUGUAGCUAAAUGAAGCUCCUCACCUCAGUUCAACAAAGUUAGACACUGCUUUAACCUGUGCACAAAAGAGGUGAAUAGGAGGUUUCACCAAAUAAGGGGAUGAUAGGUUUACAUUAAAAAAACAAAAUCCUCAAAUGGGUGAAUGGGGGAUUCAUUGUAUAUGUAUAGAUCCUGUGUACGUAUACUUCUGUUCAAAAGUUUGGGGUCACUUAGAAAUUCCCUUUUUUUUUUUUUAAAGGAGAAUUAUCCAGUUUUACGGAAAAAUGCUCUCAAAAUACCAGAUGUUACAGGGCACUUGAUAAUAUAAAUGGUCCGUGGGCCGGAUUAAAGACCGGAACGCCCCUAUGUAGCCACUGGGCUGUAUUUUGCCCACCCCUCGUGGAAAGAUCUGUUUCCAAAUGGUCAACAUGUAAGCCAGAUGUCCUCCACUGAGCUAAUGGCUGCAGUAGUGAAAGCUUACAAACUUAGCUUUAUUUUUUUUUUUUUUUUUUUUUUUGGAAGCUGGAGAAAGCAGGACGGCUACGACUUACGACGACGGGUCUGAUACAGACCCAAGAUGCGGCCGCUAAGAAUCUCAUAUAGAUGAAUAAGCACAAACAGCAGCUCCAGAUGAUGUGUCGUGUGAGCCCCUCACUCAUCCGCACUCACAACACACACCAACGUGUAGCAGCAGACAAACAUGCAGGUGCAAGUGUCACAAACUUUCUUAGCCUAUGAUGUUUUUAUUAGCGUGUGCCUUCCACUAGGUGCUAUUGAGUGUGUGUUGCCUUGUAAUUAUGAGCUUCACGUUGUGUUUGCUUGUACAUUUUGGAAUAAAGAUGGAAUCUGCAUUGACUAUCGUUGUUUUUCUCUACAGUGGUGGGAAGUAAACGCAGUACAAAUACUUUGUCCGUGUACUUAAACAGAAUUUCCAGGUAUUUUUAGGUAAGAAUAAAAGUAUGU